Molecule: messenger RNA, 2149 nt
Organism: Fundulus heteroclitus (mummichog)
Lineage: Eukaryota; Metazoa; Chordata; Actinopteri; Cyprinodontiformes; Fundulidae
Gene: myf5
Product: myogenic factor 5
Exons: 4
Coding region: 24-890 (288 amino acids)
Biological process (GO): muscle organ development; positive regulation of myoblast differentiation; regulation of transcription by RNA polymerase II
Molecular function (GO): DNA-binding transcription factor activity, RNA polymerase II-specific; RNA polymerase II cis-regulatory region sequence-specific DNA binding; protein dimerization activity
Source: RefSeq, a predicted model, not a curated record
CCGGCUGUUGAUUGGCGCAGCACAUGGCGCUGCUCUGGAUGCGCAGAGGGAGAAUUACGCGGGCGCACGGAGCCCGCGAUGGGAUCUCCGGCCCAGACUGGUCUCUUGGGAACUCUCUGAGCUUUACCCUCUUCCCCUCUAUUCUGACGCCUUUUCUUUACCAAGCCAUGGAUGUCUUCUCCCCGUCCCAGCUCUACUACGACAGAGCGUGCGCCUCCUCUCCAGACAGCCUGGAGUUCGGUACCAGCAUGGAGCUCACAGGCUCCGAGGAAGAUGAGCACGUCAGGGUCCCCGGGGCCCCUCACCAGCCUGGACAUUGUCUCCAGUGGGCCUGCAAGGCCUGCAAGCGCAAGUCCAGCUUUGUGGACCGCAGGCGGGCCGCCACGAUGCGGGAGCGCCGGCGGCUGAAGAAAGUGAACCACGCUUUCGAGGCCCUGAGGCGCUGCACCUCGGCCAACCCCAGCCAGCGCCUGCCCAAGGUGGAGAUCCUGCGCAACGCCAUCCACUACAUCGAGAGCCUGCAGGAGCUGCUGCGGGAGCAGGUGGAGAGCUUUUACGGCCUGCCCGGAGAGAGCAGCUCCGAACCGGGCAGCCCGCUGUCCAGCUGUUCUGACAGUAUGGCUGGAAGCAACAGUCCAGUGUGGCAACACCUGAAUGCAAACUACAGUAAUGGCUUUGCCUAUGCAAAAAAUGACAGUUUGGAUGACAAAGCCCUCGGCGCCUCCAGUUUGGAGUGCCUGUCCAGCAUCGUGGACCGGCUGUCCUCGGCAGAGUCCGGCUGCGGUCCGGCUGCUCUGAGGGACCUGCCCAGCUUCUCCCCCGGCAGCUCCGAGUCCCAGCCCAACACGCCAGAGAGCCCGGGCUCCAGGCCCGUCUACCACGUCCUGUGAAGGGACACCCACGCUUUGAUUGCCACGGCGGGCGGGCGGGCGGGCAGCGCGACGGUUUCUUCAGACCACCGCUGCUUUUGCAACAAAACGAUAGUAAGAAGAUGUUUUUGUGCAAAGCAGAUGAGGACAGUGAAAUCUGAGGACCUGUGGCAAAUAUCGUUCAUACUGUACAUGUGAUUUUUGUAAAUAUGUAAUAUAACACCAAUUUAUUCUACAUGGGCUAUAAUACCCAAUGUGAUAUAUUUAAUGAUGCAUUAUUCAAUUUAAAAAAAAAAAAAAGAUAUUUAAACAGUGCCAUAGCGUACACUCCAUGUUGUUUUGUUUAUUAAAUAUUUUUGUUUAAGCAUUUUUAAGAGUCUUUUUUAAGUUUUCUGUUAAUUAUCUACUUACAUUCAGUGAUUUUUCUUUCUCAUAAAGGUCAGAGCACAGUUUUUGUUUUUUAUCUUUUGUUUUUGUGUGAUUAUCAGUCCCAAUUUUUUUUUUAGAAGAUGAACUGUUUUCCACUUAUCUUGUAAUGUAAUGUUCACUUAAAACCGCAGAUUUUUUUAUUUUUAUUUCAACGCAUUCGGUCCCAGCAUGGCUGCUGUGGCAAAAAUAAAGAAUCAGGUUAUUUAUUUCAUACUAUAUACAGAGUUUGUUCCAGAGAAUCUAGGCUGUCUCCAGCUAACAAGGCUUCGGGAUCCCUUUACAGGUCAGCUGAUACCAUUUGUCAUUUAGCGCUGCUGCAAUCCCUCAUGUGGCCUUUUGUUUGCUAAUUAUUACCAAAAGCCAUGUUUUUAUUCCUGUAAAAGGAGAAAAAGGGCCUUUACACCAGUCAAAUCAAGGGAACAAAUGGGAAUUUCUCAUAAUUAAGGUGCUGGUGUUGAUUUCUGCACGUUUUGUACCUGUUUGCUCUCUCUAGCCAAAUGUGAGUAAUCAUUAGCACCCCCCUUUAUACCACCAACACUAGUGUGGAGAACAGAUGGCCUCUGAUGGUACUUAUCGGGUGACUGAGGCGGUGGAGGGGGGGGGGGUCAUUGCUUAGCCUGUGCUCCAAGAAAGCUAUAUUUUCACUAAAUGCAACGCUGGCAAAUUCAAAAAUAAAACUUUUGAUCUCUCAGAUAUACUUUUUGCUACUUUUCAUUUACGCAUUUGAUACAGAAAAUAAGAAGAGCAGAUCAAAUUGUGUACACUUAAAUCCACUCUUCACAUUUAAAGUAACUUGAAAUAGCUAAAGGAUUAAAAUACCACUUCACAUGCUAAUAAAACUUUUAAUUAAG